AACCGUUUAUUGUAUUGUGGUUGACUGGACUGUGAAGGAACUUGCUAGUCCAUUUCCUCAAACUUUCAUGUCAUUCUCUCUUCUCUUAUUCACUAUAUAUAUAUUUAGUGACAGUUCCUUUGCAAAAAUUCAACAACAUUCACAGCACACACAGACAGAACCAUAGGCAAAGACAGAGGUGGUCAAAGCAUGGAGAAAGCAAUUCAAAGACAGAGAGUCCUCCUUGAACAUCUUCAACCCAGUUCUUCAAUUUCAUCUUUUUCACCUCAAUCCACUGAUCUCACUGCUUCAGUCUGUGCUGCUGAGAAUUCUUUGCAGGGAAAAACAAGUGGAUCUGAAGAUGAUGUGGUCAUUGUAGCAGCAUAUCGUACUGCCAUCUGCAAAGCAAAGCGUGGAGGCUUCAAGGACACCCUUCCAGAUGACCUACUUGCAUCUGUUCUGAAGGCUGUGAUAGAGAAAACAAAUGUGAACCCAAGUGAAGUAGGAGACAUAAUUGUUGGCACAGUGCUAGCACCAGGAUCAGAAAGAGCAAUUGAGUGCAGAAUGGCAGCUUUCUAUGCGGGUUUCCCAGAGACGGUGCCGCUCCGAACUGUCAAUAGGCAAUGUUCAUCUGGACUUCAAGCUGUUGCUGAUGUUGCUGCGUACAUAAAAGCUGGAUUCUAUGACAUUGGCAUUGGGGCUGGAUUGGAGUGUAUGACACAAGAUAAUAUUUCAAGGCCGACUCGUAAAGCUAGCUCAAAUGUAGAGGCCUUUGCGCAAGCCCGGGAUUGUCUUCUUCCUAUGGGAAUCACUUCUGAGAAUGUUGCACAGCGUUAUGGUGUGACAAGACAAGAGCAAGACCAGGCUGCUGUUGAGUCUCACAAGCGUGCUGCAGCUGCAAUAGCUUCUGGUAAAUUCAAAGAAGAAAUAAUUCCAGUUUCUACUAAGAUUGUGGACCCUAAAACUGGAGAGGUGAAGCAAAUUGUCGUUUCUGUUGAUGAUGGUAUCCGACCGAACACAAAUGUGAAUGAUCUGGCAAAGCUGAAGCCUGCAUUCAAGAAGGAUGGAUCCACAACAGCAGGGAAUGCUAGCCAAGUUAGUGAUGGUGCUGCUGCAGUUCUCCUUAUGAAGAGAAGAGUGGCUGUGCAAAAGGGACUUCCUAUUCUUGGAAUCUUCAGGAGUUUUGCUGCUGUUGGAGUAGAUCCUUCUGUCAUGGGUGUUGGUCCGGCUUUUGCUAUUCCGGCCGCUGUGAAAUCUGCAGGUCUUGAACUUGGUAACAUUGACUUGUUUGAAAUCAAUGAGGCAUUUGCGUCGCAGUUUGUUUAUUCCUGCAAGAAAUUGGGACUUGAUACCAGAAAGGUCAAUGUCAAUGGUGGUGCCAUUGCUCUUGGGCAUCCUUUGGGCGCUACAGGUGCACGCUGUGUUGCAACUUUGCUGAAUGAGAUGAAGCGUCGGGGCAAGGACUGUCGCUUUGGUGCAAUCUCAAUGUGCAUAGGGUCUGGUAUGGGAGCUGCUGCUGUAUUUGAAAGGGGAGACUGUUGAAAAUUUAUACAAGUUUAUAAUGGUUAGAAAGAAGAAGUAACACAAUCUUGUUUCAAAGGAUGCUUGAUCUAUCAUUUGAAGUGUCUCUAGUUUGAAUUCAGUUGUGAUCUGAAAGUUACAAAAAGGUGGAUGUGAAAUUUUAUUAUUUACCAAUUGAAAACAAUAAAUGUAUCCAAAAAAGAAUUAUUAUAAUCAUGAUUAUUACCAUGAUGAUAGAAGCUGUUUGUACUACAUGCAACUGCUCUGUUUGAAUAUGCUGAUGAGUAAAGACCGAGAGAAGGAAAGCAGAAAUUUUGUACUACAUCAAAUUCAUGAACCCAAAAUCCAUUUCUCACUUA
Molecule: messenger RNA, 1859 nt
Organism: Lotus japonicus
Lineage: Eukaryota; Viridiplantae; Streptophyta; Magnoliopsida; Fabales; Fabaceae
Product: 3-ketoacyl CoA thiolase 1, peroxisomal-like
Exons: 13
Coding region: 190-1521 (443 amino acids)
Biological process (GO): fatty acid beta-oxidation; phenylacetate catabolic process
Cellular component (GO): peroxisome
Molecular function (GO): acetyl-CoA C-acyltransferase activity
Source: RefSeq, a predicted model, not a curated record